This is a messenger RNA of Hemiscyllium ocellatum (epaulette shark), 4309 nucleotides long. RefSeq names its product glycogen phosphorylase, brain form. The record is from RefSeq and is a predicted model, not a curated record. Bases 142 to 2673 code for a protein of 843 amino acids. The transcript has 20 exons. Gene Ontology annotation, cellular component: cytoplasm. Gene Ontology annotation, biological process: glycogen catabolic process. Gene Ontology annotation, molecular function: glycogen phosphorylase activity; pyridoxal phosphate binding. Lineage: Eukaryota; Metazoa; Chordata; Chondrichthyes; Orectolobiformes; Hemiscylliidae.
UACGUACUGAGCACGUCCCGUAAGAGGAAGGACGAGGCGCAAACAGUGGCUGGGUUCGGUACAAAUUGUGUGCUUGUGUUGUUCGGGUGUGUGUUUCUGUCUACUGCGGUCCCAGAAUCUCUUCUCGCCAAAAAGGAAACUAUGGUCACUCCACUGACAGACUUCGAAAGGAGGAAGCAAAUAAGCGUGAGGGGCAUCGCCGAGCUCGGAGAUGUGGUGGAGCUCAAGAAGAGCUUCAACAGGCAUUUGCACUUCACACUGGUCAAAGAUAGAAAUGUCGCUACCCCUCGGGAUUACUACUUCGCUCUGGCUCACACCAUCCGCGACCACUUGGUCGGGCGGUGGAUCCGCACCCAGCAGUAUUAUUACGAGAAAGAUCCCAAGCGUAUCUAUUACCUGUCUCUGGAGUUCUACAUGGGCCGAACUCUGCAGAACACUAUGGUGAACUUGGGACUGGAGAAUGCCAGUGAUGAAGCAAUAUAUCAGCUGGGCUUAGACAUUGAAGAAUUGGAAGAAAUUGAAGAAGAUGCUGGACUUGGCAACGGUGGUCUUGGUCGACUGGCAGCCUGCUUCCUUGAUUCAAUGGCCACACUGGGUUUGGCAGCAUAUGGCUAUGGAAUUCGCUAUGAAUUUGGUAUUUUUAAUCAGAAGAUUCAUAAUGGCUGGCAGGUAGAAGAAGCUGAUGAUUGGCUACGCUAUGGUAACCCAUGGGAAAAGGCACGGCCCGAAUACAUGCUCCCUGUUCAUUUCCAUGGGCGGGUUGAACAUACCGCAGAUGGCGUCAGAUGGGUUGAUACUCAGGUUGUCCUUGCCAUGCCAUAUGAUACUCCAGUGCCAGGAUUCAAGAACAACACUGUCAACACCAUGAGAUUGUGGUCUGCCAAGGCUCCCAAUGAUUUCAACCUGAAAGACUUUAAUGUUGGUGACUACAUCCAGGCUGUGUUAGAUCGAAACCUGGCAGAGAAUAUAUCUCGAGUGCUGUACCCCAAUGACAAUUUCUUUGAAGGUAAAGAGCUCCGUUUAAAGCAAGAAUAUUUUGUGGUAGCCGCCUCGCUCCAGGACAUCAUCCGUCGCUUCAAGUCUUCAAAGUUUGGUUGUCGGGAUCCAGUCCGCACUUCAUUUGAAACUUUCCCAGACAAGGUUGCCAUUCAGCUCAAUGACACCCACCCUGCCCUUGCCAUUCCUGAACUGAUGAGAAUUCUAGUAGAUGUCGAGAAGCUUGAUUGGGAAAAGGCUUGGGAUAUAACAAAACGGACCUGUGCUUAUACCAACCACACAGUGCUACCUGAGGCUCUAGAACGCUGGCCUGUUCAGAUGUUUGAACGUCUUCUGCCGAGACACCUGCAAAUAAUCUACGAAAUCAACCAGAAACAUUUGGACAACAUUGCUGCAUUGUAUCCUGGUGACGUUGAUCGCCUGGCACGUAUGUCUCUGAUUGAAGAGGGAGAUCCCAAGAGGAUUAACAUGGCACACCUGAGCGUUGUUGGAUCACAUGCUGUUAAUGGAGUUGCACAAAUUCAUUCAGAAAUCGUGAAAAGUACAGUUUUCAAGGAUUUCUAUGAACUUGAGCCAGACAAAUUCCAAAAUAAAACGAAUGGGAUUACUCCAAGACGUUGGUUGUUACUGUGCAACCCUGGCCUUGCAGAUGUCAUAGCUGAGAGGAUUGGAGAGGGUUUUAUCACAGACUUACACCAGUUGAAGAAACUGCUGGCCUUUGCUGAAAAUGAAGCGUUCAUUAGAGAUGUGGCCAAUGUUAAGCAGGAAAAUAAACUUAAAUUUGCUGCUUAUUUGGAAAAAGAGUAUAACGUCAAAAUAAAUCCUUCCUCUCUCUUUGAUGUUCAUGUGAAGCGGAUCCAUGAAUAUAAAAGGCAGCUACUUAACUGUUUACAUAUUAUCACUCUGUAUAACUGUAUCAAGAAGGAACCAAACAAAGCCUUUGUACCAAGGACAAUCUUGAUUGGAGGGAAGGCAGCUCCUGGCUACCACAUGGCCAAGAUGAUCAUUAAACUCAUAACAUCUGUCGGAAAUGUCGUCAACAAUGAUCCCAUUGUGGGUGACAGACUGAAGGUCAUCUUCCUGGAGAACUACCGAGUGUCUCUUGCUGAGAAAGUGAUACCUGCAUCCGACUUGUCUGAACAGAUUUCAACGGCUGGUACAGAAGCCUCGGGCACAGGGAACAUGAAGUUUAUGCUGAAUGGAGCCUUGACAAUAGGAACCAUGGAUGGUGCUAAUGUAGAAAUGGCUGAAGAGGCAGGAGAGGAGAACCUCUUCAUCUUUGGAAUGAGAGUGGAAGAUGUUGAGGCCCUUGAUAAGAAGGGGUACAAUGCCAGAGAAUACUUCGAAAAGCUGCCUGAAUUGAGACAAGCUAUGGAUCAAAUCGGUGGUGGAUAUUUCUCUCCUAAAGAGCCAGAGCUGUUUAAAGACAUAGUUAACAUGUUGAUGUACCAUGACAGGUUUAAAGUAUUUGCUGAUUUUGAAGCAUAUGUGAAAUGCCAGGAGAAAGUUAGUAAGCUUUAUAAGAAUCCAAAGGAUUGGACCAAGGUGGUGAUUAAAAACAUUGCCAAUUCUGGCAAGUUUUCAAGUGAUAGAACCAUCAAGGAGUAUGCCAGAGAGAUCUGGGGGGUGGAGCCUUCAGACGUGAAGAUUCCUCCUCCUAACGAACCGAAGGCUUAGUUUAAGUGCUUAUCAGUUAUCAAGACAGGAGUGUGCGCAAUCUAUGCUGAUGUGUUUUUGUCUAAUACCUCUGCAUAUAUGCCAGAUGUGUUUAUUAUGGAAAUGGCCUUGCAUUAGUUUUUUCUUUAUAAGUACACUUGCUGUGCACCUUAUAAAAAUGUUUGUGAAAAGUUAUUUGAUGUCUGUUACCUAAAUCAGCUUACUUUAACUGUAGAUUCCUUUUAAUAUAAUUAUGGAUUUGUCGGUUCUUCAAAGGGUUAACAUAUUGAGCCUGAUUUUUUUUUUAUUUUUGACUCUCUUUAGUGAUCUUGAUUGUGUCUAGUGGGCAGAGCUCAAUUCAGAAUUAUAAUAGUAAUUACUGUUUCUUCCACAAAUGCCUUUAACAGAUUGUGCCUGUACUGUUUAAUUUGAUGGCGGUUCAAGUGCAGUAUUUGUUUACGUGCAAGGUAAACUGUAACAAGGGGACUUUUUGUACAUGAGCACUGAGAUGAUUUUUACUGAAAUUGAGCAUUUAAGGCAUGAAGGCUAGAAAUAAAAUCUGAGGAUUUAAGAGUGAAUUAAAACAUUCUGCCGGCACAUGUGGUGAAUCCCUCAUUCGCAUUCAUGGUCUAACCUGCCUUUAUUAUCGAUUUGUUGGACAUUCAAAUUGACUUCACAGUUCAAAGUUACCUUAUUAGUGAAGCAAGCAAAGGGGAAUAGACAGUAAAACAAUGACCUGCUGAACUCAGUUAGUUAUUGAAUACUUUCUGACUGUUCUACUAUAUUUAAGGGCCUAACCUGAUCAGUUGAUAUACUGAUUUUUGUGUAAUAAUCAGUUUUUUAAAAAAUUGUUUGAAAUGUGUGUUAUUGUGUGUCAGAUUAGGAGUUGAUUGAAACUGGGACCUUGAGGUUGAGAUGGACUCAUGUUCCCUGGCUGGUUUACAAAGAAUUGUUUCUAUAUUUUGUUCACCAUUCCUAAAGUCUCUGCAGCAAGAAAAGAAAUUGCAAAAAGGAGACUAGAAGUUGAAGCUUUUCAUCUUACAUGCAUUAGAACCAGGACAAGAGAGAGACUUCUUUUUAAACAGAAUGAGAAUGUGUGUGUGGAUUGAUUGGGCUAUAAAUGGCAUGGAGAUGCAGCAAGUUCACUGUUAAUCUUUACUUACAAACCUGUAAAUUCUGAUUGGUCAGAGAAUUGCCUUAGGAAUUCAGCAGAAGUUGGCUGUCUCUGAUCACUUUGAAAAAGGUGCGACAUGUAAAUUCUUUGCCUACAUCAAACAGGGACUGGAAUGUUUAUGUACUUCACUUGUAAUAGGUGCAAAUGGAUCACACUAUAGGCCUGGCUAAUGAUCUAACAUUGCUUUCUGGUGAAAUGCUGAGUGUAGUCUGAAUUAUUUUAAAAAACUAAUUUCAAAUAGCAGAAUCACAGCUAAUGACAGGUUUGCUGAACAGUCAGGUUGCUGCCAGCUCCAAAGGGUCACUAGGUCAUGUUAUUUAAUGCAAUUUCUGGAUCAGUGGUGCUGGAAGAGCACAGCAGUUCAGGCAGCAUCCAAAGUGCAGCAAAAUCAAUGUUUUGGGCAAAAGCCCUUCAUCAGGAAUAAAACAUCUUCAGGAUAAAUGACCUACUUACCAUGUAAAUAAAGAGUGAUUUUCCCCAAGA